This is a messenger RNA of Emericellopsis atlantica, 3226 nucleotides long. RefSeq names its product Dcp2, box A domain-containing protein. The transcript is spliced from 2 exons. Gene Ontology annotation, cellular component: cytoplasm; P-body. Gene Ontology annotation, molecular function: manganese ion binding; 5'-(N(7)-methylguanosine 5'-triphospho)-[mRNA] hydrolase activity; RNA binding. Gene Ontology annotation, biological process: deadenylation-dependent decapping of nuclear-transcribed mRNA; nuclear-transcribed mRNA catabolic process, nonsense-mediated decay. The record is from RefSeq and is a predicted model, not a curated record. The coding region runs from base 471 to 3002 and encodes 843 amino acids. NCBI's taxonomy places the organism in Eukaryota, Fungi, Ascomycota, Sordariomycetes, Hypocreales, Bionectriaceae.
UGGCUUCGACUUGCAAGUCACGCUAACAAUCCGAUUAGGUAUAGUGUGUGCUGCGCCACAAGCACACGACGCCUCAAUUUCAGCCACAAGGACCGGCCGGUCGGGCGCUGACGUUGGCUUGCAGAGAUCAGUUUGUCCAUUUAUCGCGAGUUGGGCUUGUCGUGACCAGCUACCAACAAAGCCACACCCUUUCGACCCAAAGCGCGCAACGCGAGCAGCUACUCUCCCAUCCUCUGUCUCGCCGCCGACGACAUCUUUCGCUCCUUCACUCAUACUAGCCGCAGCCGCUCUCGCCCCAGGCCUCGGCCUUGCGCUAUCGCGAAACAUUCCCCACCAUCCCGAACCUCUGUAUCACAGCCAUGUUCAGCAUCCCUUCACGGAUACGCGUCGCAUACAUUUCAUCAAAGUCCUAAAUCGACGCCGUGCAAUCGAAGCCUUCUUUAUCAAGGCACACUUCAAGCUACCACAGGAUGGCCGGCAAACCAAUGCAGCUGGAAGACUGGCUCGACGAUCUGUGCGUCCGCUUCAUCAUCAAUCUCCCACAAGAAGACCUGUCCAGUGUCGCCCGAAUAUGCUUUCAGGUAGAAGAAGCACAAUGGUUCUACGAAGAUUUUGUCCGUCCAUUGGACCCCAAUCUACCUAGCAUGUCAUUGCGGACAUUCUGCCUCCGGAUAUUCCAACACUGCCCAAUUCUAGCAUCUUUCCCUGCCGAGAGCCACGUACGCGCAUUCGAGGAAUUCCUACAAUACAAGACCAGAGUGCCGGUCCGAGGCGCGAUUAUGCUGAAUGAGCAGAUGGACUCGACCGUCCUCGUUAAAGGUUGGAAAAAAGGGGCCAACUGGAGCUUCCCGCGCGGCAAGAUCAACAAAGAUGAGGACGAUCUGGACUGCGCGGUCCGAGAAGUUUGGGAAGAGACAGGAUUCGACCUGCGCGCUGCUGGCCUUGUGCCCAAGGAACCGCCCAAGGCUCUCGAAGUCACGAUGCGUGAGCAGCAGAUCCGCCUCUAUGUUUUUAGGAACGUCCCCAUGGACACCCAUUUCCAGACACAAACCAGGAAGGAGAUCAGCAAGAUCCAGUGGUACAAGCUCUCAGAGCUACCGGCCUUUCGCAAAAAGAACCAGGGUCAGGAUGCGGCCAACAGCACCAACAAGUUUUACAUGGUCGCUCCAUUCUUGGUCCAGCUCAAGAAGUGGGUAGCGACACAGAAGAAGAUGGACGCUAGGCAAGCGGGCAUGCCCUAUGGCUCCCAGCUCAACGCGAACUUCUCCGUGGAUGAAGCGCCUACGGAAGAAGACGGAUAUCCUCAAGAACCGCCGCCGCCGCCGCCGCCUCAUCAUCAUCAGCAUGGUGGCAUUCCCAACGCCAUGGCUGGUGCCACAGGCGACCUGCAGCGACUGCUCAACGUACAGCCAGCGACGCAGAACCCCCAGAUGCAGCCGAACAUGGAGGAUAAAGCCAGUGCGUUGCUGUCCAUCCUUCAGGUCAAGGACACAGCCUCGGAGGGGCAGUAUAGACAGGGGCAGGACCAGCUGUCGCACACACAACUGGAGAUGGCUGCCGGCGGCGCGCUACACCAGCGCAACCCUCACCAUCACUCGAGCCAGCAUCAUUACCAUGCUCACCACCAUGCGGAGCAGGCUCCUCCGGCUUUGCAUCUUCAUCAACAUCACCAUGGGCCAACUUUCACUGUUGCUCAACAACCAAACCAACAUGGAUCCCAGCAGCCUUACCAACAAAGCCAGGGCCUCUCGUCACAAGAGCAGUCUCAGCAGCUUCUGCAGCAAUUCUGCCAGCAGGGCAAAGCAUCUACUCACGAAUUCGAAGGCACCCCUCGUCAGACUCAACCACAGCCUGCCGCCGCUCCAGCUGCGCAGCUAGUACACCCUCAGCCUCUGCCUCCGCAGGUGCAACGUGCCAUGUUCAACAAGAGCACGUUCCAGGAGAAUUCUUCCCACGCAACCCAGCCCCAAGCCCAAGCACCAGUGGCCAAGGCUGGACCUGGGCAAGCCGCUUCAAACCCUGGUCCAGCUCCUGCUCAGUCCCAACCUCAACACAUGAAUAACGGCCCUCGUCCUGCCCACUUGAACGGACAGUCCAUGGCCUUGCUCAAUGCAUUCAAGCGAGAUGCUGGCAUCUCACCUCAGGCGCAACAUGAAGCCAUGCCCGCGCCCGCGCCGCAGCAGAUGCCGCCGCAAGCAACACAGCAAUCGCUUCUGUUCAGCCAAUCCACGUCUCGCACGCAGCAGCCUACAGCAACAUCUCAAGUGCCUCAACCAUCGGAACUCGCCGGCUCGAAACCCUCCGCACAGCCUGACCAACAUCGUUCGUCUCUACUUGGGAUGUUCAAGACUGCAGGAGCGUCACCAUCACCGAAACCCAUCACGUCUUCUGCUCAGCCGGGUGUUCAAGCCGCUCAGAAGCAAAGUCUCCUCGAUGCACUCCGUGGCGGGCCUCAAGGAACACAGCCCCUGACCAAACCAACACCGCCCCAAGCGUCCGAUCCAAGCACUGCUGCAUUGUCCAGCUUCCUCACCAUGAAGCCUCGCGAGGAGCAGAAGCCCCGGCAUGCCCAGAUGCCCCCUCCACAGGCUCAACCUCAGCCGGCACAGCCCAUCCGCAUCCUCCAGCGAGGCCAAGCCGCCGAUUCAAUCAACUACGCCCCUCCCAUGCAAGACAAGUCCACUUCGCGCUCGCCCUAUGCUGUCCAAUCACCCGCGGGCUCUCACCAUUACGCCAGUCCCCCGGUGGCGAGUGCCCAACCUUCGCCAGCAUCAUCACAGCGCCGACCCGAGCCAUCGCAGGACCAACGUCGCCAACUUCUUUCGCUGUUUGGCGGGAUGCAGCAACAGCCUCCUGUGCCGAGCUCAGGCCCGGGUGUGGCCGAGAUGGGAUCUGGCCAAGCUUCUCCAGCCAGAGGAGGCACAAGCACGCCAAUGUCUCCCGCUGAACAGACAUUCUUACUUGACUAUCUCCAGUCCGUCACCAACACUGCCUCACGCUAGGAUAAGACACGCUUUGAAGGUUCACGGGCCAAGCUUGUCAACUACUGUAUUCGAUAGGAGACGUGAGUCCUGUUUGUGCCCGCGAGGGGUGUUCUAGGCGGGAUAUGUUCUCCCUAAUUAAGUACACAUGGGCUGCGGAUAGUACCAACACCUAGGAUGGGUCAUGAGUCUGGUAGUUUGGCGAAGCGAAUCAAGCGAUCACAAUAGCAAUACCAUACCUUUAU